Molecule: messenger RNA, 2028 nt
Organism: Pipistrellus nathusii (Nathusius's pipistrelle)
Lineage: Eukaryota; Metazoa; Chordata; Mammalia; Chiroptera; Vespertilionidae
Source: the annotation of a GenBank genome assembly
AUGGCUGCAAUGAGCACCCGCUCCGAGGAAGGAAGCGAGGUCUUCCAGGAAGGAGUAGUGGACUGGGAGCUGAGCCGACUGCAGCGACAGUACAAGGUGAUGGAUGUUGAAAAGCGGGCCUACAACAGGGAAGUCCACCAGCGCAUCAACAAGCAACUCGAGGAGAUCCAGCGCCUGCAGGACGUGCGGAACAAGCUGCAGGUGCAGAUUGGCAUCGCCCAGAGCCAGGUCAAGCGCCUGCGGGACAGCCAGAGGCUGGAGAACAUGAGCCACCUGCUCAAGUGCCGGGCCCAGGUGCAGGCCGAGGUCAAGGAGCUGCAGGAGCAGACCCGGGCCCUGGACAAGAAGAUCCAGGAGUGGGAGGCCCGGCUCUUUGCCAGCGGCAAGGACCCCAGGGCCCCCGGGGUCUUCCUGGACCAGAAGGCCAAGACCCGGAAGAAGAUCAAGAUCGUGGAAGACCAGCUGGACAGGGUCACCUGCCGCUUCGACAUCCAGCUGGUCCGGAACGCAGCCCUGCGGGAGGAGCUGGACCUGCUGCUGGUCCAGAGGAACCACUAUCUGAACAUGAACCGCAAGCUGCACAAGGAGAUGCACUUGAUGCGGCACACGCUCAGCGCCCUCACCGUCUCCUCCAUCUCCGCCUACUCCAUCCGGGAGGAGGCCAAGACCAAGAUGAGCAUGCUGCGGGAGCGCGCCGACAAGGAGGGCGUCCAGAACGAGACGGAGGUGCAGAUCCUGCAGCGCCAGAUCGCGCACCUGGACCAGCUGCACAGCUUCCUGCAGCUCAAGAACCACGACCGGCAGGCGGACCCGGUGGUCCUGGAGAAGCGCGAGAAACGCGCCGAGAGCCUGCGGAAGACGUCGCAGGAGAGGCUGGUGCUGCGGUACGAGGACACCCUGAGCAAACUGUACCACCUGACGGGGGAGAGCGACCCGGAGCUGCUGGUGAACAAGUACCUGGAGAUGGAGGAGCGCAACUUUGCCGAGUUCAACUUCAUCAACGAGCAGAACUCGGAGCUGGAGCGUCUGCGGGAGGAGAUCCGGGAGAUGCGGGAGGCCAUGAAGACGGCGCGCACAGGCCACCUCGCCCGCCGCUCGCUGAAACAGGAGCUGCAGGCUUCGGUGCUGGAGCAAAUAGCGGAGUUGCGCUCUGACGCCGACAGCCUGGAGGCCCGCGCCCAGAAGCUGAGGGAGCAGGUGGAGAAGUUCAAGGCCGCCAUCCAGCAGCUCUUCGCCAAGGCCCGCUGCGACAGCACCAUCAUAAACGACCUCCUGGGGGUCAAGACCUACAUGCGGGACCGCGACAUCGGCCUCUUCCUGAGCCUCAUCGAGAAGCGGCUGGUGGAGCUGCUGACGGUGCAGGCCUACAAGAACGCCCAGAGCUUCACCAUGUCCAGCUUGUCCAUCGCCGCCCUCACGGUGCUGGGCCAGAGCCCCGAGGACCAGCCCAAGAAGGUGGCCCCGCCCCAGCUCCCCGACAACCUGGAGGAGCCCCCAGGCUUUGAGGGCAAAGAGGACUAUCCUCUGAGCAAGGAGGAGCUGCUGAGCUACGUGAUGAAGUCGAUGGAGGCGCGGGAGCUGGUGCGGGAGCAGCACCAGAAGGAGAUGAUGGAGAUGGCCAAGAAGAUGGACAGCAGCCCGCCCCUCCCGCUCCCGGCCACCCACAGGGCCAACUCGGGCACCCCGCUGGCCCUCUCCCAGAGCCCGAGCACCGGGCCCCCGUCGGUCCUGAGCCACCGGGCGAACGGCAUCCUGGUGUCCAGCCGCCCCCCCAGCUCCAACGUGGGCCAUGUCACCUUCGGCGAGCCCGACGAGGUGGGCUCGGCCAGCCAGGUCUUCACCAGCGGCCGCGUGGCCUUCCGGCCCGUCAGCUCCAGCAGCUACCUGGGCUCCACCGGCUACCUGGACUCCAGCGGCGGCGGCGCCGAGAGCGCGGGCGGCCUGCCCAGCAAGGGCACCGGCUCCGAGUCCAGCCCCGGCCCCACCUCCAGCGCCGGCCCGGAAUCCGUGGCCAGCCAGGAGUCCUGA